AUGGAUCCAACUUCACCUCCCUACGUGACCAUGGAAGAAUACUUCCUAUCAGAUGACGUAAAAUUCCGAGGACGACUCAGAACAACCCUACCGGUUGUUCUGCAAGACGACUUGAGGCAUUUAAAGAAAACCCUGAAGACCUGUGAUGAUCUCGACGAACUUCGGAUACUGGCCCAAAACCGCGGAAGCUGGAAAUCGUUGCACGCACUAUGUGCGAAGGCUCUUAAUAUUUCAUGUGUGUUGAAUCCAGUUAUUCGCAUAAUAAACUUUGUUCGAGGGAGCUCACUUAAUCACCGUCAGUUUAAAGUUUUACUUGACGAUUUUGGAUCUGAAUAUUUUGACUUACCAUAUUACACUGCAGUUAGAUGGCUUAGCUGUGGUAAUGUAUUAAAUAGAUUUUAUAAACUCCGAAGUGAGAUUGAUAUUUUUCUAACCAGUAAAAAUAACUAUUAUCCCGAAUUAUCAGAUCUUGCUUGGCUAUCAAAAUUAUCAUUUUUGGUUGAUGUUACAACUCACAUGAAUGAGCUAAAUCUGAAAUUACAAGGAAAGGAAAACUUAAUUUGUGAUUUCUACAGGAUAAUUAAAGCAUUUCGACAAAAAUUGAUGUUAUUCGAGUCACAACUUGGAGUACGUCAGUUUUCACACUUUUCUUGUUUUAAAAGUUUUUGUGAGGCAAACUGUAAUGAGAUCGACAUUACUUUCCAAAUUGGGAUUAUCAAAGAAUUAAAACAUCAUUUUUUACAUAAGUUUUCUGAACUUGACAAAAUUGAAAGCGAUAUAAUUUUGUUCGAAAAUCCAUUUUCUUGUAAUGUUGAAAAUGUUCAACAUGAAUUACAAUUAGAAGUUAUUGACUUACAAUCAAAUGAACAGCUCAAAGAUUGUCACAGACGGACCAAACUCGCUGAGUUCUACGAAUAUCUCAAGGAUGAUGAGUUUCCGAGACUAAAGAAUUUUGCGAUAAAGAUGAUUUCUAUAUUUGGCACAACUUACCAAUGUGAGCAAACGUUUUCGAGGAUGAAAUAUGUUAACAUCACGGAAAAAUCCCCCCAGUGGUUCAAAACCCAAGUUAGUCGUAAACUCAUGGAUGGCGACAUCCGUGCGGCAGUUCGGGUCCUUUCGUCCGCUGAUUCACUUGCUGAAUCUACUGCCGAGACUUUGGAACACCUCAAAAACAAACAUCCGAUGCCCCCAGAUGACUUACGGGAGUUUCCCACACGAGACAAUGCAAUUAUACUGUCAAUUUCUGAUGAUGAAUUUUGGAAGGGAUUAAAUCUUUCAGACCGAGUAGCAGUGGGGGAUUUGAUGGUCUCCGGCCGAGUCAUAUAA
Molecule: messenger RNA, 1326 nt
Organism: Octopus sinensis (East Asian common octopus)
Lineage: Eukaryota; Metazoa; Mollusca; Cephalopoda; Octopoda; Octopodidae
Product: general transcription factor II-I repeat domain-containing protein 2B-like
Exons: 3
Coding region: 1-1326 (441 amino acids)
Source: RefSeq, a predicted model, not a curated record